CUUAUGAUCGGGCUUCAUUAAGGCAUAGGCUUUGAACACGAGUUCCACUGUUCGCUGCUGGUCCUGCCUCCCUCUUCUGAGGUGUCUCUACUAUAUAUAUUACACGCAAACUGUUGAAAGGGUGUCAGGGCGCUAAGUAUCUACCGCAUACAUAAGUCUGCGCAGUCUGACGUAAACCACUUCGGAAGUGCUGCUAGGAUGUUCCUACGGAGUUGCUUUAGAGGCACACCUAAUCAUGGGCUGCCACAGACGGACGGAAGCAGCGAUGCGCUUGGAACACAGCGAAAGCAUUCACGCACCACAACUCCUACCGUCGACGGCGACUCGAACUCGCUCAGCUCGGAAGAAGCGAAGGAGCCGUACGCGGACAUCACUGGGGCAAGCAGCCAGCUGGACACGGACAACAUGAUGACUUUAACGACGACUGUGGCUCCGGCUCAGGUCGAGUCAGACGCGGCGGCGUCCGCUCCUGCCACCACGAACCCGACCUCCUCCGCGCCGGCCAUCACUGCCGACGACGAAAGCCCAGCCCUCCCAGCCCGCAGCCCGGUCACGACGCCAGCGCCGCCCUCCACCGCCGUGGAGGUCGCGGCUGAGCCCACAGCACUGCCACCCAUGGAGGCCCGAACGAGUAACACCCCCAGCGACCAAGGCGCGGCGGCCCCGCCCCCGCUCAACUCCGGCCCCAGCACUCCCGUGUCCAGUCGCAUUGGCGGCACCGCUACAGGCAGCGCGGCAAUGCGCCACCAGCUGAUGGCGUCGCGCUACAAGGACCUGCAAGUGGAGCAUGUCGCCGAGUGCUGCGCGUCCACAAUCCUUGAGGGGCUCAGCCUGUCGCAGCAGCAGCUCGGGCGCGGGAGCUUCGGCAUCGUGAUGUCAGGCACCUACCACAGCCUGCCCUGUGCGGUGAAGAUCAUGAUUGCAAACAGCCUGGACAAGUCGGCGCUCAGCGAGCUGGUGCUGGCCCCGCAGAUCUCUCACUCGAACGUGGUUCAGACCUUUACCAGCCGCACCGCCCGCCUCACGCACGAGUUCUUUGACCUGCUGGAGGGCGGCGACUGCACGCGGCCCUCGCCGCCGCCGCGCGACCCCACCAAGCCGCGCCUGCUGCAGCCCAGCCCGCUCAUGUCCAUGGACGGGUUUGGCGACCCCGGCUGCGGCAUUGUCAGCGUGAACAACCCGUACACGGUGCUGCACUCGCUGCUGUACGAAUUCAAGGCCACCACCAACCAGUUCAUGGUCAUUGUAGUGCAGGAGCUGUGCAACAAGACCACGCUGCACAACGCCAUCCGCCGCGGCAUCUUCAAGCCCAGCGCGCAAUGGACUGUGCGCCUGGCCCGGCGCGCGCUGCUGCGCACCGCCGCGGAAGUGGCGCGAGGGCUGCUGCACCUGCACGACACGGGUGUGGUGCACGGCGACAUCAAGCCACAGAACGUGCUGCUCGCCAGCAGUCGAGAUGACCGCCGCGGCUUCAAGGCCAAGGUGGCGGACUUUGGCCUGGCACACGUGCUGCCACUCGCCACCAACAGCCUCCACACCGAGACCACUGGAUCCCCCGCGUACAUGGCUCCCGAGGCGUUCCGCGGCAACGUCAGCCGCGCCUCGGACGUGUGGUCGCUGGGCGUGUGCAUCCACGAGAUGCUCACCGGGCAGCGGCCCUUCGCCGACCUGCCGGACGGCCCCGACGUGCUGGAUGCCAUACGCGAGGGCCGCGUGCAGCUGACGUGGCCGCAGGGCAUGGAGAUGGCGGAUGCGAUUGUUGCCUUGGGCAAGCGCUGCCUGAACCUGGACCCCGCGCAGCGCCCGCCGCUCGCUGAGGUCAUCGAGGAACUCGUCAACUACGAACGCGCCAUUCGCGUCGAGCUGCUUGCGCCGAUUGCGGUGGAGCGGGUGGCGGCGGAGAUGGCGGCGGAGGCGGGGGCCCUGGCGGGUCUGUCGCAGCAGCAGCGUCAGGAGAUGGCCCGAGCCCGGCUGGCGGACCUUCUGGGCACUGGCGACUCCCUGGCAGCGGAUGAGGCCGCACAGCAACAGGCGCCGGGCGCAUGAGAGCUGCGGCGUGAUUACCGUAUUUUGGACAGCACCAAGCCGUGUGUCAUGAGGAGGAUGAAAUGUGCUUGAUUUAUCCGGGGCGCGCCUGUCGGGGCGGGUGCUUGGAUGCUGGGCUACUGAAAGUCAGUAUAUAUGUACUGCUCGUAAGGCCAUUGCGGCCAGAAGUUUUAUUCAUGUAAUUGGAGGAUGCAGUUUGCAGUUGCUGUGCGGUUCUGAGGGAUUGUAUUUCCGCCGUAUGCCAUGCUGUGGCUUAGGCACCGCAGCCGGCUGUCAAAAUGACACACGGACGCAAGGACCCCGACUUGAAAGAAGGCGCGGCAAGCAAGCGAGCAUUUGGAUGUUGUCCUAUAGAAUGCUAUACCUGGACGGGCUAUGAGCACGGGGGUUGCUUCAUGAGUGCCUAAGCACAUACAGAGCUGUGUUGCGCGAGGACGGCGUAUGGGAGCUUAGGAAAGUGUUGUGGGGCGCCGCAACUGCCUCUCCAGUAUGAGGGUCGAGUGAGAAGACUGCUGUGCGGAUGGAAGUGUUGAAGCGGUGGCCAAUGUGCCGUGUUCGGAAUUUGUGCUGGGAUGCGGUGCUUGUCUGCAAGCGCUGAUGCGUCGGCGGUAUAAUGUCACUUAUCACGUGAUGGCUGCAUGGGUCGCUUGAUAGCCCGGUUCACCGUAGGUCAAACCCCGCCACGCUGUGGAGGUGUUACAAAAUCAUUUCUUUGAUAUGUUCGCGACAUGAGGAAGGGGUGCAAUGAGGUUCGGAGGUAGGCAGACUCUGGGCUCUGGGGCUCUGGGUCCAAGUAAAAGGGCACACAGGGUGCCGGGCAGCAAUGAUUAUUCAACCUCUUGGCUGCCUAUGCGGCAUUUGCAGGCAGCAAAUGUCAAGCCAACCAAUCACGUGGGUACCAGAACUGUUUUGUGCUUGUAUGAAUUGAAUUGUUUGUGUCCCGGCAACUAUGAGUAUGGAGUUACCUGCUGCCGCUGCACUUAUACGGCUUGGUUGUGUAUUACAGUGGAGUUGGUGAAAGCAAUGUGGGUGAGAGGGAUGUUGUCUAGCGUGUUGGCAGCAGCAGGCGGCUUGAGGUUGUGGCGUAAGCGCGCUUCUGCUAUAGGGGGCUAGGAUUGUGUGUGUGGAGGGGUCGGGGAUGUGUCAUGGAACUGACCGCACUGAGUUGCGCACGUGGUGGACGGGCAUGCAGUAUGCACGUGGUGGUCUACUGGGCGCGUGCCGGGAGGGCGGCAUGCUGCGGGACAGCAGGCUGCCAAAUGAUCACACGUACGCACACACACGCACGCUUCGUUUUGUUGUUCUUUAACACACGCACGCACACACAUCCGCAUGCAGAUAUACACACAGGCACGGGGAGUGACAUUGCGGGGACACUUGGGGGACGGAGAUAUCAAUUGGAGUGGUGCGUUCACAGUACUGAUCAACCGACUGGUGAUGCGGCAUGGGACUUUUGGGACGUGCUUGAGUGCUGUGCCGCAUUAGGGUGCAUGCUGCAGACAUUCUACAAACUAGGGCUUGUCCAAUCACAAUUUAUGUGGGGCAGCAUUUGCGCACUGCUGAUGGCGUUGGAUAUGGUAAGGCCUCUAUGCAUUGCGUGUACUCCCGGGUGCCGUAUAAUGUUGUGGUUGCAUGUGACCGGGUUGCAUUUCGGUAUCAUAGUUGCAAUAAGCUUGGCAAUAAAUCAAGGUCAUGUGGGGGCAGGCGCUGUCGCCCCGCCGUGCAUCCAGCUCAAAUAAUGUCAUGGCAAACGUGUGUCGAUGGCGCAGCCGUGCAAGACGCGGUGCAACCGCCCACGGGAAGUGGCGUAGGUGGCGUGCAGUUGCUUAUGCGCGGCGCGGAGCUUGCACGGCAAGCCUGAGCGCUCAAGGGCAGAAACAAACUGCCAUAGAUACAUGUAACUUGCGGAGUCU
Molecule: messenger RNA, 3959 nt
Organism: Chlamydomonas reinhardtii
Lineage: Eukaryota; Viridiplantae; Chlorophyta; Chlorophyceae; Chlamydomonadales; Chlamydomonadaceae
Exons: 12
Coding region: 199-2046 (615 amino acids)
Biological process (GO): protein phosphorylation
Molecular function (GO): ATP binding; protein kinase activity
Source: RefSeq, a predicted model, not a curated record